Molecule: messenger RNA, 588 nt
Organism: Parasteatoda tepidariorum (common house spider)
Lineage: Eukaryota; Metazoa; Arthropoda; Arachnida; Araneae; Theridiidae
Source: RefSeq, a predicted model, not a curated record
AUGAACAAAUUCUUGGAAAUCGAAUCUGUCCCAAAUGCUACAACCUUAUCUAUCGAUGAUCAAAAAGUCGAAAAUUUCUACCUUCAAGCAACAAAAAGAAAUUGUGAUGGUAGAUACAUAGUUAAUUUGCCUUAUAAGAAGGAUAGAAUUUUAGGAAAUUCUCGGAAUCAGGCAAAACAGCGAUUUUUUUCAUUGGAAGAAAGGUUUCGCGAUAACCCUAAAUUCAGAAAUCAAUGCAUUAAUUUCAUAAGGGAAUAUCAAGAUCUGGGACAUGUGCAACUUGUUCCGAAUUAUGAAUUUUCCAAACCAACUUCAGAGUGCUUCUAUUUGCCACAUUUUGGUAUCAUUCGAGAAGAGAGUGAGACAACCAAAUUGCGUGUUGUCUUUGAUGCAUCUGCAAAAUCCGAGGCAGGCAUUUCUCUUAAUGACGUUCUUCAUUUUGGUCCGAAACUACAAGAGGAACUAUUUAAUGUUCUCUUAAAAUUCAGAUGCUAUCCUGUUGCACUAACCAGUGACAUUGAGAAAAUGUUCCGUCAAAUUCAGAUCGAGCCAGAGUGGUUCAGAGAAAAAGCAUUUGCCUUCCAAUGA